CUCAACUCUGACUGAUGUGAGAUGAGCGGUGCGACUACCUGCAUGCAGUGCAAGUUGUAAACAGAUUUCACCAAUAACAAUGGUUAACUUGCUGCGUCUUCCAGUUCCCUACCAUGUGAAGCGUCUAUGACUUAAGUCUGUUGUGAAGCAUACCUCUUGUUGUUUUUGCUCAGUACAACACUCGCUGUAAUUAAAGUCGUUGCUGAUUGGUAAACCCAGCACCAUGGGGAGCUCUCGUGCCAGCCAGUACUGUGGAAUCUUCUGGGCGAUGUGUAGAAUUGGAACUCAUAGGUGUUGUCAGAAGCUUUGCUGUCAGCGUGAGCCACCACCUAGACCACAGUACACUGCAGUCUGUCUGGGGCUGUCUGGAGCAGGGAAGACCACCCUGCUUACUCUGCUGUGCGGGGAGAAGAAUGAAGAAAUUGUGCCUACAGUUGGUUUCAGUAUAAAAGCAGUUCCUCUUGAAGAUGCCGUACUAAACUGCAAAGAGUUAGGAGGUGGGUCAAAUAUACAACCUCACUGGCAUCGAUAUUAUGAAGGGACUGAAGCCAUUGUGUUUGUUCUUGACAGUGCCUGCUCUGACAGUGAUUUACAAGAGGUAUCGGAUGUGUUAUCCACUACCCUGACGCAUGCCUCCUUACUGGGUCUACCCCUUCUGAUUCUAGCCAGUCACCAGGAUAAGUCAUCAGCUCGCGAUAAAGACCAGCUUUCCGAUGCCCUCAACCUAGACAACUUGAGAGCAGGUCGUGACACAGUACUACAGCUCUGCUCCAGGGACGACCUUGCCAGCGCCAAAGAAGGGCUGACCCGUUUAGCCCAAAUAUUACACACUACAACAGACAGUGAAGAGGACAACAGGGUGUGAUGAAGACAUCAUUGUGCUUGCCAGGUUGCGAUUUGAACUGAAAUCCGGACCCAAACAGAGAAUGAUGACUCCAAGGCGAUCCACUUUGUGCUGAGAAUCUGUAAGUUUUUUAGGGUAGCAGCCCUGGGAUUUCAUCUUUGAGAGGGCACAACCAUUUUCAUUGUGCUAAGGGCACUUCCAUUGGAAAAUCUUAAAGUCAAUUGGAGACUUUUGAAGGGACACCAAGACCAUAGCCUUCAUGGCACGCUUGUAAUUCCAGGCCCGUGGUAGGAUUUGCCCUGGAGCUGUAUCUGCAGAGGUGCGUCGAUGAACGUCUUUCACAAUACUGUUUAAAAAAAGAAUGCUGUUUGUUUUGUAGUUUUCGUCCAGAGAAUUGUGUGUGUGCUUGCAUCUCUGGAGCUUGGGUUAACAUUGGAGGACGAUAUUCUAAGUAACAACGGCAACAGAUUUGUUUGUGUGCGGAUUCGUCGGCCGUAGGUCUACAGGAGACUGUAUUCAAAGUUUUUAAAAAGAGGAAAUAAAAUUAUGUCAAUCUGAUAUAACAGUACUGAGUAGAUUUAAAAGUUUAGCAGAGUCAGCUUAGACCAAACGCCAUGCGCCUAGAUGUUUGUGACAAAUUCAUGUGUUAAAUGGGUUUGUUUCAAUUUAAAUUUGUGUAAGUAGUUUCAGGGUGUGAACAUUUUUCUGUAAAGAGAAGACGUAACAGGUUUCGAUGUUGUAAGAAGUUGCAAGGGUCGUGGGUUCGAAUCCCACCCGAGUAAUAUGCCUGUGUUUGGUUUAUUUUGUAGAGGAUAACAAUAUUUUUUACGAAUUUGAUGCUUUGAGAUUGUAAAUUAUAACAAUACAUCAACUAAAUUAGGAAACUUGUAAUGUGUAUAGAUUGUGUAAGUGUUGCACAGACAGUUGUGCACACUGUUUCAGAAUUGUUUAAAAGCUUCCUAGUUUUCUAUAACACAAUUAUUUUGAACGGCAAUGAGACAAAAAUAAGUGUCAUCAUUAUUUUUCCAAAGAGAGGAAUGUGUCCAUUUUUUUGUCUUCUGCUUGGAAGUAGAUUGGUAAUCAGUACUCUAGCAAUGUACCUAGUUUAGAGAAAAACUUGUUCUUUGAUUCGUUUUCUGCAACAAAAGUGGAUCUGAAUAUCUGUCGACUACCUACACGUACAUGUAGUUCAGAUAAGGACUUGUCCUGCAUCUGUGUAUCUAUUGCAGUAAAAUAGAAUAGGAAUGUAUUGUUUACUUUCUGAUUCCGAGUGAGCUCUAUUGGGUCUUGAAGACUCAUUAUUAAUUUGUGCUUUCUUAUAAAUAUAGCAGGAGUGCGUUUUGGCGACGAUAACCGAGUGAUAACCGAGUUGUGAGCGCGGUUACCGUUUUCGUUAUGACGUCAGAAACAACUAUUGGUUACAGCCGCCAAAACGCACCCUAGAGUGCAUUGUUUAGAAAUUCUGUGUGUAUAGUUUUUAUAAAGUUUGCUUCAUGUCAGCUUUUUGUGAGAAGACGUUAAUUGUUUAGAAAAUAGGGCCAGGAAUGGACAAAAGAAUACAUGAAAUACUUGCAGUGCAAUGCUUUUUACAAAAUUGUAAUUUAUAAUGGUUUAAAAUCACGUUCAAUGCAAUUGGACAUUCAUUUAUCAUCAUAGGAAAUUAACUGAUGUUUUUUUUUAUUUUUUUUUAUAUAUACCAGCAGAAUUUUAAUCAUCAGGAAAAAUCUGUAGCUAUAAGCAACUGCAUGUUUAUAAGAAUAUCUUCUUUUUAUUUUAGUAAAAAUUGAAGAAUCCCUGCAGGUUUUUUUUGUGGUGAAUUAAAAGACAAAGUAUUGAAUGUAUUCUGUACAUCUAGAUGUUAAUGUAUUAUAGAAUAUUGUAUUCACAAUUUGAACUUUGCCGUGUGCUUCAGGCCAGCCAGGGCUCAAUUUUUUAUUAGAUGAAUCGUGCAUAAAAUCAUAUUUUAGAUUAUCACCUAGAGCUUUCCAAAAGCUUCCGGUAAGUUCUUGUGGCUUAUCGCCAAAUCUGAAUUGUUACAGCUAAAACUCGACUGUAGUUAAUGCUACUAUCACACUGUGAAGAAUAUGCAAGCGAAUCUGCUUACAAAUGGAAAUAUUACACACUCGCUCAAACUUUGCAACAUUGGCCCUGUCUUCGUAAGCGUUGGUAACAAAUUUGAAACUUUCACAAAUUACUGUACUCCCCACCUCCUUAUGAAGAUCGUAAGCAUUGGCAAAGUUCGUAAAGGCAUUGGAAAGCAUUGCUAAGCAUUCAUAAUAUAUUCAUGAGAUAUUGGUAAUUGAGGGGUGAGACCGAGAUGAAAAUUGUCACUAUUCAAUUGCCAUUUUUUGACAAAUUCACUGCAAUGUUCAAAUAUUCAUCUUCCCAAGGACAUUCGCCAAAGACUGAAAGCAGCAAUGCAAAGUCCUUCCUAAAUUUCAGCGAAAGUUGUUGAAGACGGCAAUUCGCCAUCGGUUUUGUAAGCAUUGGUAACCCAUUGGUAACAUUGGUAAGGCGUGCGUAUUAUUCGUAAAAUAUUGGUAAGGGAGAGUUCAAGGGAAGAUCAAGACAAUAUUCACUAUCCAAUUGCAAUUUUGGCGCGAAUUCAUCGCGUAUUUCAAAUAUUCAUAUUCGCAAGAAUAUUCAUCACAAUGUGAGAGUAGCAUAAGGAAAUCCUAUAAUAGAAUGUAUUGAAUAUGACGUCAUCACCGUUCAAAUAUCUACCCCAAAAGAUGGCGUCCGUGAGCGGGGGUGUGUGUGUUUGUGCGUGCUUGUGCGCCGUGGAAAUCAAACCGGGAUCGCUGCGUGCUGCGUGUUUCUUUGAUGUACGCAUUUAGACGCGCAUACAGUUUGCCCUAUACAAGAUUGGGACUUUCAUAGCAGCAAAGGGAUCGUUCAAUACGGUCUAUAAGGCAUAAUGAAGCAGUGACCUAGCCAGAGCUGUAGCCAUCAGUUUGGACACGGCUUAAUCGCCAAAACUGUCCGAUCUAUCUUUUUGUUAUCAGAUGGACAGUCUUGAGGUGCUCUUUUCAUUAGUCUUUGUUCAGGGCCUUUUUUUUUAAUUAUACCCAACCACACCAACAUGACCAAUGUGUUUUUUGGAAAUCUUGCAGUUCACCAUAAAGGCAUCCGCCCAGCCUACAAGCUAAUUGCUUUAAUUGGCCAUGCCUCCAAUCAGUUUUCAGCCUUGUAAAAUCCUGUUGUUGUUUUUUUUUGGUAUUUUGUGUUUGUAUGGAAAUAAUUAUUGCCUGAUUGAUUGAUUGACGUAAGACUAAUAGCGCUCUGGAUGUUUAUUGUUGAACUUUGACCAAAUCAGUGUAGAUCACUGCUGACUUUGAUGGAAAACUGAUCUUGGCGCACAGGAGGCGUUUUAUUUAUUCUUCGUUUUGUUUUUGUUUUGCUGUGAAAAAAAAAAGUGAUAUUUAUAAUUUGUUACUUUUUCUUCACCUCUGGGUGUUUGUAUUUUCGAAAAUAAAUGUACUAUGUAUAAAUGCUGCAUUAAUCUUUCAAAAUUAUGUCUGUAAACCACUGUACUGUAUGUAUUAUACAAGUAUGUAUUGUCAGGGCUUGUAAUGUACAUGUCCUUUAACUGUUUAAAAAAGAAAAACCCCUGCAAAAUCUUUUUUGAAUUUACAUCUAAAUUGUUGAGUCAUAUUGGCAAAAAAAAAAAAUGAACUACAUUCAUCAGUGAAUCUGUAAAGGUCCAUUGUAGAUGCACUGGAGAAAAAAACACAAGACUACAUGUACAUAACCGUUACCGCCCCCAUUGCUAAACCACUACAGCCGAUUUCACGAAACGAAUCCUAUCUCGAGUUAGGACAAGUAACCGGUCCUAACUUAGGAUGGGUUCAAUGCGUCCUAACGUCUGUGGAUACGGAAACUAACUCGUCCUUUAUUGUAAGUCCUGAGAAUGAUCCUAAGUUAGGAAGAGUUUGGUGAAAUCGGAGGCUGGAGACUGACCAGCGGUUGGGUAUAUCAAGCCCUGCUUUGUCUGUAUACGUCUAAAAUAUAUGUUCUUGUUUACUUCUCUGGGGUUUGUUGCUGUCUCUGUUCUUACCAAGUGUAUUAUAAUAAUUAUAAUAACUACUUCUUAUCAAUGCGCUUGUUAUCCUGCCCCAUGGUCAUUAGGCCAAUUACAAUCGUGUAAUCGUUCUCAGCUCCAUUGGGGGAGUAUACAGCCCUGGGCUGCAAUGGGACUCUGCAAGCAUAUAUGUAUGUAUAGUGUCAACACAAUCGACCUAAUUCUACCCUCACAGGUUCUACCCCUUGGUGAAGAGAAGCAAUUAUAGUAAAGCAUCUUGCCUAUAAGGGCACAAGUUUCAUGACCAGCAUUCGAACCACACCCCGAUGACUUUAUCACCAGAACUCCAGACCUAUUGCAAAGCAACUUCACUUACCGUGUCAUUAUAAAACAUAGUUUAAUAAUAACUUUUAACAAUUUCGAUUGGGACAAAAUUUGCUCUCCUAAAUGUAGAACCACUUACUGUAUCAUUUAAUAUAAAACAUAGUUUUAAUAAUAACUUUUAACAAUUUCAUUUGGGACAAAAUUGGUUUUCCUGUAGAACCACUUACUGUAUAAUUUAAUAUAAACAGAGAUUAAAAACAGCUUUUAACAAUUUCUGUUGGGACAAAAUUUUGCUCUUCUGUGGAAUCAGACGUAUCUGUUUGUUUGCUGUGUUCAUAUUAUAUUGUUUAGGAAUUUUGUGAUGUAGUCAAGGGGGCCUACAUUAAGCAAAACAAUGACGUUAUUAUUAUAAGUAAAAAAUAAAUAAAUAAAUCUGGGGGGGGAUAUUGCUAGCAAUAUCAGUUUAGGUAUUCAUCCAUAUUGUAAAUUUAUUUCCUUUAAAGGCAGUGGACACUAUUGGUAAACUCAAAAUAUUUAUUAGCAUAAAACCUUUCUUGGU
Messenger RNA from Asterias rubens (European starfish), 5748 nucleotides. RefSeq names its product ADP-ribosylation factor-like protein 15. The transcript has 7 exons. The coding region runs from base 224 to 865 and encodes 213 amino acids. Lineage: Eukaryota; Metazoa; Echinodermata; Asteroidea; Forcipulatida; Asteriidae. Gene Ontology annotation, molecular function: GTPase activity; GTP binding. The record is from RefSeq and is a predicted model, not a curated record.